AUGAGGGAAGUGGACACUUCGGAAACAUCCGUCGUAUGGCCCGCAUGGUGUUAUUCAGGAGAAACAACGGUUAAUGAAGAUUUACCGCAACGCCUCGUCGCAGCAGCAGCGGCAGCAACAACGGCAGCAACGGCCGCCGUAUCGCCAUCCUCGAUAGUCCUCCUGGCGCAGAAGCAGCACAAGCAGAAGCAGCGGCAGCAGAAAGGGCCGCAGCACCGCCACCAGUCGUCAUCAAAUCAAUCUCGGUCGUCAUCGGCCUCAUCAGCGUCCGUGUCGUCAUCGGCCACGUCUCCGCCGCUGUCGUCGCCGUCGUCGUCGCUGUCGUCGUCUUCGUCGCCUACGCCAACACCGGCGUCACCGAUCUCCCCGCAGUCGCCGGCCCGCCCGCCCGCCCGCAGCCGCGGAAAGCGGAAAUCAAUCACGCGAGCGACGCGACCCGCGCCCUCCAGCCACCCACCGUCGCUGCACGCCGCCAGCAGCGCCAUCGCGGCUGCCCUCGAAGCCGGUUCGGUGGCUACCAGUGCUAGUGCGGCCUCGGGUGCCCUGCUAGGGCUCGCCAGCCUGCACCGGCUGCAACGGCGACCGUCCCCGCCGUCCGCGUUCGAUUCCGCCUGCGAUGGACGUGCGCUCGACGAGGGCAAUGCUGCUGCCGCUGCACGACCAUCACCACCUGAUCUGCUGAGUGGCAACGGCGCGCGAGCGGAGGAAGCGGAGCACGGCAGCGUGAAAAACUAUCACUUCGGUGCUAUCGAUACGCGCGUCCUACGGCAGCACCAGGCAACGCUGCACUCGCUGGACAAAAUGCUGAGCGAGCGCAUCUACGAUCGGAAGAAGUAUCUGAACUCGCCCACGGGCGGAGGAAGCGGAAGUGGGGGCGGUGGCGGCGGCGGCGGUGGAGGUAUCGUGCCCGCGUCGGCCAGCGCCUUCUACGAGAAGCUGCGCAAUGGUGGCGGGUCCGCCGGCGACGGCCCGGGAGGAGCGGGGGCCAUGAUCGAGUCGCAGCUGAAUCUGAUCAAGAACGGCGGCCCCGGAGGCCCCAACGGCACCAGUGCCCAUCUCAGUGCAAUAGCGGCUAGCAUUAUUAGCAAUAACAAUAACAACAGCAACAGCAACAACAACAACAACAACAACAACAGUAGCAACGGUAGCACCAACAGCAGCGUCGUCGGCGAUGGGAACGGCAGCACUUCUCUCGGUGGGAAUGGCAGCAACGGUGCGCUGGCGUCACCACGCGGCAGCAGCGGCAACAGCAGUAACCAAAUCACUAGCAACAAAACGAGCAAUAGUAGCAGCAGCAGCAACAACAACAAUAACAGCAACACGAACAACAACAACAUCAGCAGCAGCAGCAGCGGCAGCAUCAAGAGCGAGCGGCUCAGUCCCGCCAACAACGAUGCGCAAUCGAUGGCAUCGAGGUCGCGGAGUGUGACGCCGUCGUCCUUCUCCGGGACGCCACCGCAGACGAUGCACGCGAGCGAUGCCAGCUUCCCCAGCAGUAUUCCGUCCGGUGGCUUACUUCCGUCCCCGAACUCGGUCGGUGCGAACUCCGUUGGGCGACCCGAAUUGCAGGCGCGCAACUACUCCGACUUUAUGCGCAGCCUGGCCGCCAAGUACAACAACAACAACAACAAUAACAACACUAAUGAUGUAUCGAAUAUCAAAAAUUCCUUCCCCGAACCAAAAAUGCGCUUCACGCAGCCGAAAUCUUACAUCGAGGGCUCGCUGAGUAGCAAGAAAGGCAGCCCACUUACCUCCACUCAAGUACCUAAUCCAAGUAUUAUGACGUCGCUGUUUUCGGGACUUCCAUUCCAGUCGGCCGUCUUUCCGCCCCUGAUCGACAUGAGCAGUACGCAGGCGCUCGUCACGCUGGCUCGGGCUGCAAAAGAGUCCGACAUUCACAACAUUCUCAAGACGGACACGGGUGGCGGGCUGAAGAAACCAUCCUCCCUGUCCCGCGGUUCCUCUCCUCCUGCCACCUCCACAUCGCUGACCAGCCACCACUUCCCGUCCCCCUUCACCACGGGCUACCUUCCGGGGCUGCUGCCGAACCACCAUCUGGCCAGCUUCCCGUCGCAGCCCCCUCCCUCGGCGGCGGGGCUCGGUGGCCCGCUCAAAUCGCCGUCCCGAGCGCCGGAACCGAGCGCCCUGUCCACCUUCCCGCUCGACCUGAGCGCCUCGACCCCGUCGGCCAGCAAGCGGAUAAGGCUCUCGUCGCCGACCCCGAGCCGCCACCAGGAAACGUCCCCGGCGCCCAGCUCCACCAACAGCCAGCCGUCCGCCGACGGUUCGCUGGAUCUCAAGGCGACCCGGAAGUGCCACGCGCGCGUCGAGGAACUCGGUGCCUGGACGGUGGACAACGUGUGCGACUUUGUUGCCAGCAUCGACAUCUGCGCCGAGUACGUCCAGAAUUUUCGUGAUCAGAGCAUCGACGGGGCCGGCCUGCCGCUGCUGACGGAGGAACACCUGACCAACUCGCUCGGCAUGAAGCUGGGCCCGGCGCUGAAGCUGCGCUCGAUGCUGGCCAAGAAGCUGGGUGGUCCGUGCCCGUGCGCCCUCUGCAGCGUGCCGACGCCGCCGCCCGCCCGCACCAACAGCAGCGGCAGCAGUAGCAGCAAAGGCGACACAACUCCCACCAAUCGGCCACCGAGUAACGGCUCGAUCGGGUAG
Anopheles coustani is the source of this 2667-nucleotide messenger RNA. It is a transcript of the gene Samuel, whose product is annotated as probable serine/threonine-protein kinase DDB_G0267686. The record is from RefSeq and is a predicted model, not a curated record. The coding region runs from base 1 to 2667 and encodes 888 amino acids. Gene Ontology annotation, cellular component: PRC1 complex. Gene Ontology annotation, molecular function: protein binding. Lineage: Eukaryota; Metazoa; Arthropoda; Insecta; Diptera; Culicidae. The transcript has 7 exons.